Messenger RNA from Engraulis encrasicolus (European anchovy), 3237 nucleotides. It is a transcript of the gene dgat2, whose product is annotated as diacylglycerol O-acyltransferase 2. The record is from RefSeq and is a predicted model, not a curated record. Gene Ontology annotation, molecular function: diacylglycerol O-acyltransferase activity. Gene Ontology annotation, biological process: triglyceride biosynthetic process. Gene Ontology annotation, cellular component: endoplasmic reticulum membrane. Lineage: Eukaryota; Metazoa; Chordata; Actinopteri; Clupeiformes; Engraulidae. The transcript has 8 exons. Bases 407 to 1492 code for a protein of 361 amino acids.
CGCCAUCCCCGGGGAAGUGUGCAGUGCAGUCCACGGGUGCGACACUGGUCACUUUCGGCGCCUAUAGCUACCACAAUUGUUUUUGUUUAAACUACCUCUCUCGCAGUUUAUAUAUUUGUUUACCAGUCGCUCUACCGCGGCGCCUAUUUUCUUAAAUUUAACAACAGCGCUGCAGCGGUCAAGUAAAGGUGUAGCAAUUUCAAACACGCGCACCUUCUUCGCUCCUCCCCGAAGGACUUAAAUGUGAGCGCGACGCACUUGCGCUUCGCAGUCCAAGUGCCAAGCGAGAACAGAGGGGAUGCUGUAGAGAGAACCAACCUCAAGCAGCAGCAACAGCGGUGUGUCUGUAGUCAACUGUACUGUACGAGUUUUGUAUCCUAAUACAUUCAGCUGCAGUGGCGUAAAUAUGAAGACCAUACUGGCUGCAUACUCCGGAGUCCAAAGAGGCACUGGAUCCGGCAUCCUCUCCUCCCUUAAAGACCUGCCUUCCACCUCUUGGCUGUCGCACUCUAAGAUGGAGAGGCAUCUCCGCAUACUGUCUGUGUUCCAGUGGGUGCUGUCCUUCCUUGCAUUGGGAGCGGCUGCCACACUGCUACUAGUCUACAUCUUCUGCACUGACCUGUGGAUCAUCGCAGCCAUGUACACCGCCUGGCUCAUCUUCGACUGGAAUACACCGAAACAGGGAGGUCGUAGGUCGUCGUGGGUGAGGAACUGGGCCGUGUGGACCUACUUCAGGGACUACUUCCCCAUCAGACUGAUUAAGACCCAUGACCUGCUGCCGAGCCGUAACUACAUCUUCGGCUACCACCCCCACGGGAUCCUGUGCUUCGGGGCCUUCUGCAACUUCGGCACGGAGGCCACGGGGUUCUCCUCCAAGUUCCCGGGAAUCAGGCCCUCCCUGGCCACCCUGGCGGGCAACUUCAGGAUGCCGGUGCUUCGGGACUACCUCAUGUCUGGAGGUAUCUGUCCAGUGAACCGUAACUCCAUCGAGCACUUGCUGUCUCGCAACGGCAGCGGUAACGCGGUGGUCAUUGUGGUCGGCGGGGCGGCAGAAUCCCUGGAGUGCGCACCAGGAGUCAACUCUGUCACCCUCAAAAACCGCAAAGGCUUCGUCAAACUGGCACUUCAGCAAGGGGCUGACCUGGUGCCCGUGUACUCGUUCGGGGAGAAUGAGGUUUACCAGCAGCUGCUGUUCGAGGAGGGCUCGUGGUGGAGGUUCGCCCAGCGCAAGAUGCAGAAGCUGAUCGGCUUCGCCCCCUGCGUCUUCCACGGCUGCGGCCUCUUCUCCUCCGAGUCCUGGGGACUCAUGCCCUUCUGCAAGCCCAUCACCACCGUGGUGGGGGAGCCAAUCACCGUGCCAAAGACGGAGAACCCAAGCCCUGAGGUAGUGGACAUGUACCACGCCAUGUACAUCAGGUCUCUCGUCACGCUCUUCGACAAGCACAAGAUCCGCCACGGCCUGAAGGAGUGUGACACUCUCCUCGUCCAGUGACCUCUGAACUUUGAACUAUGAACUUUGACCUGCCAUCUACUGACCUGCUGAACUUUGUCUCAUCUGCCAUCAAGCCUUCCUUCCGUUCCCUCCCUUCGCACCGCUUCACGAGUUGUGCCUUGUCACCCAAGUGUCCUAAUGUCAAGAGCCAAAGUCAGAUCGUGUCUGAAUGCCAAAGUGGGAAGUGUUGUCAGAUCGUGUCUGAUUGCCAAAGUGUGACGUGUUGUCAGAUCGUGUCUAAGUGCCAGAGUGGGAAGUGUUGUGCUAAGAAAUCAGACUCGGUCAAGGAGGAAAUGCCAGGAGAAGCAUGUAUCCAGGGGACAUGUCCCAAGUGCAGUGCGGUGUUUGAUGAUCAGCUUGUUAAACACUGAACUGGAAAGUGCUGUUAAAUAUGUCCUUCAGCCUGAAAUUCAGAUAAUUAAAUAUCAGCGGUGAUGGGCCUAAUUUCCCACCACUUUACCUAAUGGUGCAAAAACAACACUCUGCAGGUGCAAAUGAGUUUGAUACCCAAGUGCCAUUUCAACCCCUUGCCACUAGGUGGCAAUAGUGUCUAAUUGGAAAAAAGAACAUGUAGCGAUGCUUUUCAAGCAAAAAAAAGGACAUUUCUUGAGAAGUCCUCUGUUUUUCAUUUGUUAAUGUACAUCAAGUAGCUUAUGUUUUUUUUAAUUGCACAAGCAAUGCAGCGCGUUGCCUUACAGCCACUUGAGCGUUAUUUUGUUGCCAAAGAGUUAUUAUUUUAAAUGUCAUUUGACAUUAAUAUAUGAAAUUAAUAUAUUUUAUAUUGUUGAAUGCAAUUGUUAAUAAUUAUAAAUACAAUGAGAAGAUACAAUCUGUCUAAGCCAGAAAGUAUUAUUUGAACAAUGAAUGUGUAGUGCCUUUUUUUCUACCUUUUGAUGAAGCAUGCAGUAGCCCUUCCUAUAACACUGAUGUGAUUCACAAUUAAUCACAUACAUCUAGGGUUGCCAACCGUCCCUUGACAUACAGAGUCCAUGUUGAGCUGAAACGGGACACAAUUUGGUUAAAAGGCAGGAAAUUGCAUCUAAGAAAUACAUUUUUUUAUGGGGGAGGAGGACACCCAGACCCCUGCAACAAUGAAGUGUUCCGUAUUUUGUUCACAGACAGUUGGCAACCCUACAUCCAUCCAGUGUUUUUUUAUACCCCAUUUUACCUUUAUUUUAACAAGACCUGAAGGUUUGGAGAGUGUCUAAAGACUGGCAGAGGUUUCGAGGAGCAGUGCAUGGUGUUGUUGCCUCUUUAGGGGGAAACUCAUGUGGUCUCUUUCACAGUAAAAAGUUAUUUGGUCUUCUGGUCGCAAUGCUGUCAGCGGAUAAAAUCUCUUGUCUGAGUGUUUUCAUGUCAGAAGAGUGUGGAAGUGUUUUAAUUGUUUGAACAUUAAAAAUUCCACAUCAUUAAAGCGUGCUAUGGGCCUAAGUCCAAAUGACAGCUGCAAUACAUGGUGAAUGUGCGUGGAGAUGAAUGUACUGUAUGUGGAAUUGAUUGUGUGUGGAUGUGAAUGCAUGUGGAGAGGAAUGAAUGAAUGUGGAUUUGAUUGUUGAUUGUCUGAAUUGUUUUUUUUCUUCUUCUGCUGAAGUACUACCUGCUAAGACGAAUGACAAUGGCAUACAUAUCUGCAGAAUAUGUAGGCCUAAUGUGCAAUAAAAAAAAACAACAAUAAUCAAGUAAUGUGCCAAAUGCCACACAUAUACUGUAUGAUGUGUCAAUUAAACCUUUUUGUAAAUACGUAA